CAUGGAACCAUGGGCUUAUGAAACGACACUGCGUGAAUCCUAGGUCCGUUUGCCGUAUUAUCAGUAAAGUCGCCGGCGGUGGUCGCGUCUUCCUCACCUAACCACCCCUACACUCUUCGAGUCUUCAAUUCUCAAAUUCCUGAAAAGCUUCAACUGCAAUACUUUCUCCCUCGUUCGUGCCUCCCUGCUCUAGGUCUCUAGGGUUAGGGUUUCCACCAUGACGACUUCAGACGACGAAGACGAAAUUCUCGCUCUUUUUCUCGAAUCAGAGAUUCUCGCCGAGGUCUCCGAUGAGGAAGAAGCCAAAACGACGCCACCGUUGAAGAAAUUGCGAGUCGACAAAGAGAAGUCUCAAGCUGGGAGUUGCAGCAAAGUCCCUGGAAGGUUUGAGACGGAGAUUUUUAGCAAGAUUCCUGGGGAGCUUUUCCAUCAUAUCUUUAAGUUCCUUUCUUCGGAGGAUCUUGUUGCAUGCUCGUUGGUUUGCAAAUUUAUGAAUUGUGCAGCAUCUGAUGAAAGUCUAUGGCGUCGAUUGUACUGUAUACGUUGGGGUUUGUCAGCUCCCUCUAAAAAGUUAUGUGACUGUGCUUGGAAAAAGCUUUACAUUCAGCGCGAUGGUGAGGACAUGGUUGAAUUUGUUAGGAACACUCCUUCCGAGUUCAAGGAGUAUUAUAUACAAAUGCAGGCAGCCAAGAGAAGCCAAGCUCCACUUCCUUCUCAAGUGAAUGAUGACCACAUAAUUCUUGACAAAACAGUGGCUGAUCAAGUGUCCACGUGGAAAAGCAGUAGAGGCCUGACUGAUGAGCUGGUUGCUGGCCAUUCUUGUUCUGGAGAGACAUGUACAUACUACCAAAUUGGAGAUGUUUUCGUAUGUGAGAAGACUGGACGUGUUCAUGUAUGCGAUGAUACAUGCAGAGAAGUUAUUCUGGAUCCCACCAGUCAACUUUUGGUGUGUACAAUUUCUGGGCACUGUUUUGAUAGAAUGCUUUCACCUGCAGAAAUGGAACCAGAUGCAGAAUCCAGGAACAGCAACAGGGUGGUGUUACUGAUGAAGCAGAACCGUUCAUGGGAUCUGGCCGAUUUGCACGCGCUUAUCUGUUGGGUUAUAACUGUGAUGAUGAGAGGGAGCUUGAAAGAGCACUGAGGUUUU
Molecule: messenger RNA, 1147 nt
Organism: Telopea speciosissima
Lineage: Eukaryota; Viridiplantae; Streptophyta; Magnoliopsida; Proteales; Proteaceae
Product: F-box protein SKIP31
Exons: 9
Coding region: 218-1141 (307 amino acids)
Molecular function (GO): protein binding
Source: RefSeq, a predicted model, not a curated record